Messenger RNA from Aedes aegypti (yellow fever mosquito), 1249 nucleotides. RefSeq lists its product as uncharacterized. The record is from RefSeq and is a predicted model, not a curated record. The transcript is spliced from 3 exons. The coding region runs from base 200 to 1159 and encodes 319 amino acids. Lineage: Eukaryota; Metazoa; Arthropoda; Insecta; Diptera; Culicidae.
CCAUUGUUUCAACAUCAAUUGGGAGAAAAUCAGUGACAACAUUCUGGAUCGCUUGCGCGCUUUGGAUGAUUUUAAAAAAGCUAAUCCAGGAGUCUACACUCCCCCGUCUGUACGUAUCGCUAAGACCGAAAUAACAACUCUCACAAACGCGAUUGUUGAUCAAUUGCGUACAAUUGACAAUCAGAUAAGAGCAGACAUAAUGGAAACUGUAGCACGUCAAGUUUUUAAUAAAUUCCCGGCCUUGGACUAUACGGACGACGACGGAUUCGGCGCUGGUCAAGGCUACAUCGAAAUGAAAUAUAAAAUGAUUAACAGGAACAAUUACUUGAAUCGAUUUAAAAGCGCGCAAGCACCUACGGCUAAUAUCGACAUAAGUUUGAAGAAAAAGCGUAAUGCUCGAGCCGGUACUUUAAAAGAGUACUGGGAAAAAUCGUCCAACAAAUGCGACAACACCUUGAUCUCAAUUCUGACUCGAGACGAAACUCAACUAUUGACGGACGAUUUUCUGGUUCAAACGCAGUCCUUCGUAAGAUACAAGUUAGAUGAAAAAGUUGCCACAGGAAAAAUGAUUGCUCAGUUACCGGUUCUACGCCGUAGGUCAUUAUUGACAUUUCAUUUCGAGAAGGCUACCGGAGUAAAAAUCGCUGAUCUUCGGCGGUAUUUUACGUCUAAACGAGACAAAAUCAUACGUUUUUCUUUGACCUGCAAAACGGAUUUACAUCUAAACAACUUGUCAUCAGAUCGAGAUAUAUUGGAAUUCUUGUGUUCGCUGGUGGGAGAGAACUUCGGAGAUUUAAUCGUUCAUAAAGAGGUUGGCACUCGCAUUGAGGACAUAGCAGUUGACACUUCAGGACCGGUGCUAGUAGCUGUUGAUGUCGGCAAUGGCAGAACAGUUAUUUACGUAUACGCGAAUGGAAUACGGGUGUCCGAGGGAGCGAGUGACGUGAUCGCAGCUAUGGAAGAUCUUUUUAUUAUUCAUUUUGUCCAUAAUUUUAUGUACGUAAAAGCUUUGUCAAAGUUCUUGGAGCUAAUCCAAGAAUAUUUUUUAAAAAUCAUCACCUUUGUUGCGUCAAAAUCGGCUGCUAGCCGCGUAGGCCAAAGGCAACGAAAAGUGCGAAAAGUAAUUUCCGCCUUAGCUAGCUUUGACGUAAGGGAUUAAGCCAAGUGAAAGAUGUGUAAAAAACUAUAAUCAGAUGAAAAAUAAAACAUGUUAAGAUGCGAUUAUCUGUUGAAUUGUUUCAUUAAAUGA